GCUGAAAAUUGCAGAGUUCAAUCCGGCAAGAGUACAAUUUCAACGAAACCCAGAACAAUGAAACUGAGAUCCAGUCACGAUGACCAUCCAGUGAGCUCCAAGACAUACGUGCGACUCCGGUUCAUCUUCUUCCGGUAAGCUUGGUCUGACCUAGCAGUGAGUUUUGGUCCGGCAACCGAACACUUUGUUCGUCGUCCUACUCCUUUCUCUCUCGAGUCUUUACCCCUUUCUCUAUAUUACUAUAUACAUACAGCGACCCACUCACCACCGUCGCCGUCUAUUCACUUUGGAUGUGCUCGGGAUGGUGACACUGUAUUGCAACGACCCACCCACCACCGCCGUCAAUUUGGGAAUGGAGAGAGAAGCCAAGGGUAUUGUUGAUGAGUAGAUAUAUGAAUGUGCUUGGGAAGACUACGCUGUAUGGCAGCGACUGCCGGCGGCUAUGCAAGAAUUUUUUUUGAUUUUUUAUACCUUUAUAAUCAUAAAGGGCUGUUUUGUCAUUUUUUAUUUUCUGUAAUUGUGCGUGAAUAACACACCCCCAUUUAACGGUGAGAAAUAGCCGAAACUUCGCCGGUGGGCAUUUUUAGCAAAAAAAUUGAUAGUUCAGGGGGUUAAGUGUAAAAAAAAUAAUUCAGGAGUUUUUUUUAUGGAGAGAGAGUAAAGUUCAGGAGUUUAUUUGCACUUUACCCUAUAUAUGUAUAUUACCAAAAUACCCUUCAUGAUAUGUCAAAAUAAUACUUCAUGCUGAUGUAAGCAUCCAACCCUUAAAACGACCGGUGUGCUCCUAAUUCAUCGUCCCUGACAUACUCUCUCCCCAAUAUUGCCCCUCAGCACUGCUCCCCCUCUCUGCUGUCGCCGCCGCUGCCGCCACCGCCACACCCCACCUCUCUCUCUUUCUCUCCCUACCACCCCCCCCCCCCAAACAGUUCCUUCUCUUCACCACCACUGCCCUUUUCCACUCCACCGCUCACUCUCUCUCGACGCUUCACCAUCUCUCUGCUAUCAUCAUCACCUAUCUCCAAUAAAGGUUUGUCGAUCGAAUUUUUUUUCCAGCUGACUUGUUUAUGUAUAUGUAUGUACCUCUAUACUUGUAUAAAUAUAUUAAUUUAUGUUAACACUAGUUUUUUUUUUUUUUUUCGAAAGGUUUAUGUUAACACUAGUUUGUGGUAGCAGAGAUGUGAACCUAACCAACUAGAUACAGCAACUUGAGUAAAUAAUAAGUCUAAAUCUGGUGGUGCCAUCAAUGGUGGUGGAACAAUGGAGUUUCUGUUAGGGUUUGAAGGAGAAAAUAAUGGAAAAGGUGUUGCGGUGGGCUGCAGUGGCGACCGAAUGAUGGAGUUGCAAUUGGGAUUUGAAGAAGGAAGGAGUGGAUAUAGAGAGGGAAUGGGAACAACAGUGGUGGUGGGAUGGGUCUUGAUCAGAAGACAUCUUUACCUCCACUGACCUCCAGUGCCAUCGAAUGAAGUAGGGCUUGAAUUGGAUGGAAACUCGUAUCUGAGUGGUUGUCGAACGAUCUCUCUGAGGAAGGAGAUGGGGGUGGUGCAGGUGAAAAGAGGUGGCAGUUGUUGCGGUGGUGGAGGUGAUGGCUACUGUUUUAGGGAGUCAAUUUUGACAUUAACAGAACAUGACGACAAACAGGUCCAUCAAAUUGCACUGAGCUUCCGAGACAAGUGGUUUCCUAGACAACGUGCCAAAUUUAGCUGCAUGGAAAUGGAUGAUAGUGGGAUGGAAUUUCACCGGGGUUUAAGCUGCAAUAGAUUUUCAGAAUCACACACUCAUGGGCGUGAUCAAGGUGUAAGGCCUAUAAAAACAACAGAUUGCAUCAAGCCAUCAACAAUUCCAACAACUCCAGUUGAUAGUGAUACCCCGGGGAGCUUCUCUGCUUCUUGUAGCAGUGGUUGUACAACCAAUGUUACAAAGAUGCUCAAGCGUAAAAGCCGAUGGGAUCAGCCGGCAGAAACAAACCCACUAACAUCUCCUGAGCGUCAGGAACCAAAGACUCAGCCUAAUUUGUUCAAAAAUUCGUAUUCAAGCACAAAACCUGAGGGUGAUGAAGUGGGGCUAGGUCAUACAGAAGGCAGAAGCAAAGAGGGACAAACUAGCCCUAGUUAUGUGCACAAUUUCCCUCGACCACUUGAAGCUGAUAGGGCAGAUGAAAGACAGCAGAAUAUUGACGAGGAUGUUCCUCCUGGAUUUUCGCUGCCUCUUAACAGACGUCUGGUUUCAUCUAAUGCUUCAACUGGUAUUGAUCUCCAUGGAGACGAGGUUAGACAUGCAAAGUGUCCUGUUGAAGUGGUUAUGGGGUAUCCACAGGGGAGGUUCAAUUCUCGCAGGUCUGUCUCAUAUGGAAUUCUGUUAUCCGUUGUGCAGCAAUUUGGGACACCUCAUGAAGAAACUGUUGAGGGUUGGGUUAUUGCUCCAGGCAUGCCUUUCCAGCCUUUCCCACCGUUGCCCCCAUAUCCCCGUGACAAGAGAGAGACUCCUGCUUGUGCUGCCACUAUGACAAUGAGUAGGCCUGCAGAAAAAGUUGAACAGGAAAGCCGUGAUCCUGCCACUUUCCCGUCAGAUCAAGGAACUCCAACCACAUCUGGUGCGAGCUCACCAUAUAUGGAUAUUCAAGGAGCAAACAUCCUGCAUAAUUCUCAACGAGUAAGGGACUCCAAUAGUUUGGGAACGAAGAACUUCAGGCAGCAAAAGUGGAAUAAUUCAAAACUGGGGCCUCCCUGGCUCAGGAAAAGAAAUGGUUGGGGAUCCACGGGAAACAACUCAAGAAGUGGCAUGUGCGGCAUAGGCGUAGGAACCAUAGGAAACGAGUUUAAAAGUCCAAACACCCCAUACAGUUCAGAAUAUGUAGGCACUGCAGUGGAGAGUCCUUACAGUACAUUUCAGCGGCAUCCACAGCAUCAAAAUUAACAUUGAUUCAUACUCCGAGAAGCUUUUAAACUUUCUUUUAUGCUCAACCUGCUGUAUUUUCAAUUCAUUGUUUCGGUUUUUUUUUUUUUCCCCCCUUUCACUCACAAUGGAGAAUUGUUUACUUUUCACUCCUAUUCUUAAAGUCAAUAUUUAUAGUUCAGGGGUGAGGUUACUUUAAUUUGGCAAUCUUCUCACAUGGAUAUGGAUAUAUACACCUCAAAGAGGUAAGCAUUCUUCAUUUUAUUCCAUUAUGAAAACUAAGAGAUUUGUGAAAUAAAGCAUUUGAUCAAUC
Molecule: messenger RNA, 3205 nt
Organism: Cornus florida
Lineage: Eukaryota; Viridiplantae; Streptophyta; Magnoliopsida; Cornales; Cornaceae
Product: histone-lysine N-methyltransferase ASHH2-like
Exons: 3
Coding region: 1531-2913 (460 amino acids)
Source: RefSeq, a predicted model, not a curated record